AUGGUUAAACAGACCGGUCCUACACCACCCAUUCCACAUAUUGAAUCCACUCGUAGAGUGCGUGUAUCUGCACAUGUUCAGCAGCCACUGAAACAAACUUAUUCAAAAUUAGUGAAGAAGGCAAGGAGCAAGAGACGACACACUAGUAAAAGUACCUCCCACACCGCUGCCAUAAAAUCACUUUCAAGAGAUUUGUUAGUAGAGGUGGUUGCAACUGUGGCCUCACAUUCCUUCAUUGACCUUCACAACAUCAAAAUGUGUUCCAAAGAUUUUCUUGACGCUACUGAAGAUAGCUCUGUCUGGCGAAGAGUUUCGUUAGAGACGUUCCCGUUAAUCCAGUGGCGACCCAAUGAUAAAGUAUUAUCAUUCUUGAAUCGCUGCAAGGAAUGUGGAAACAUUGAGAGCUUGUAUAGAGAAGGAAUGCAAAAGUAUUUUUAUGAUUUAAAUGGAAAGAUUGAUGGUCUUGGUAUCUUGAAGGCAGCAGCUCAAAAGGGCCACAAGGAAGCAAAAUAUGUGUAUGGUAUGAUUUUAUUGUGCUAUGAAGAUGGUGAGUUGAGGAAACAAGGACUUGAAUAUAUGCGUUUUUUGAGGAAGUCCAAGUGUGUUAUAGCCUCCAGAAAGAAAGUAGAACAAUUAUUGAACUCUGUGUGGAAAAAUAAUGGAAUGCUGGAGCGUAAUCAGAGUUCCUUUUGUAAUUCCAAGAGCACAUGCAAAGGGUGGAGAUUGAGAGUUGCUGCUACCUGGGCGUUGAAUGCUGAUGAUCUUGGUGCAACUUUUGCGGAAGCGAUGGCAAUUGAUUUGUUCAUAAUGCUUAUUGGAGCUACUGUUCGAAGGAUACGUGACCUUGCUGUUAGUUUUGGUGUCAUUUAA
Messenger RNA from Lotus japonicus, 870 nucleotides. Its product is annotated as putative F-box protein At1g67623. The transcript has 3 exons. Lineage: Eukaryota; Viridiplantae; Streptophyta; Magnoliopsida; Fabales; Fabaceae. The record is from RefSeq and is a predicted model, not a curated record. Bases 1 to 870 code for a protein of 289 amino acids.